AUGGGUCUCACUGUUGGCCAGGCUAUCGGUAUCGGCUUUGUCGCCGGCUUUGUCGGCUUUGUCGGAGCCUUGGUUCUGGUCUUGUACAUUCCCACCCCCUCCGUCCAAGUCGUCAAGGACGGGGAGCCUGUGCAUACCAUCCCAGAGCCUCAAAUGAUCAAGCGAGAAGCCGACCCCAGAACCGAUUCAUUGAGGUGGUUCUCUCGUCGUAUGCACCCCUUGGCGAGCGUUCCCCAAAUCGCAGAAGUCGUCGAAUUCGAAGACUUUAUCAGUUCAUUUACCGAAACGUGCAUCGAAACCCCCUUCCGACCACAGCCCCUUGUUCCAGAAUCUCUCUUCGACGAAAACGAACUCGUCUGCAUGGCCGGGAAGCCUGUCAAUGGCGGGACUUGGUCCGCGUCCAUCUCCAACACAGCUACACGAGCCUCCGCAGUGAAAUGCUUCCUGGCACAGUUGAUCUUCAAGCGCAUGAACCCGAACUGUCCUCCUCAAGAAUGUCUGCUGCCCCCAGAGAUCGCUAGCUGCUACCAAUUCAUAUGCGUCCCUCAUGAUAACCGACACAGUAAGCUGAAACUCGACUAUAAACACAAAAUCCAGAUUAACAAGAGCGCAGGAGAGGACUUGACUGCUAUUUGGCGUGAAAGCAUGUAUCUUCUACUGGAGUCCCUCUUAACCCUACUCCCGCUCCCGCCUCGUUGGUUCGAGGAGGGUGAUCCAAGGGAGGAAAGAACUCUCGCCAUGGUUCCCGUCAUUAUCGAUGCCCUGCGCCUGGAGUCCCUCAGAACCGACCGGGGGCCCGAGGAUAGGAUCGAGAGGUGCAUCACAGGAAUCCUUGAACGAUCUGCCAACAGCGCCCUUCAUCUUCUGGCUCAGCCCUCUGAGUGGGAGGCCGUGUGGGUCGCAAAUGAGCCUGGGUUUAUUGUCUUUCCCGAGAUUCGACUUGUUUGGAAUGGCUACACCAAAUUUUCGAAGCCUGCUGUGGUGGAUGCCGAUACUGUCUGGCCGAUACCCUCAGACGACAAGGAACAGGCAGGCGACAAGCAACAUCCGGAAGUCAACGCCCCUGAGCAGCCAAAGCCUGACACCGAGAAGCUGUCCAGUCUCGAGGAUGGUCACUCGGUGACUUUCGAGGCCGGCUAG
Messenger RNA from Fusarium falciforme, 1140 nucleotides. RefSeq lists its product as hypothetical. Bases 1 to 1140 code for a protein of 379 amino acids. NCBI's taxonomy places the organism in Eukaryota, Fungi, Ascomycota, Sordariomycetes, Hypocreales, Nectriaceae. The record is from RefSeq and is a predicted model, not a curated record. The transcript has a single exon.